AUGUACUCAUCCAUUCUACAGGACCCUGAAUUGCCCCACGGCUGGGGUGCGAAGUUUGACGAAGAAUACCAGACGUUCUACUAUGUGGAUAUCUACACCGGUGAAUCCAGCUGGGAAAAGCCAACCUCUCCUUCCCCUGGGUAUGUGAAGCAAUAUAGUGGCCAGACCCAGUAUAACCAAGAUGGCCAGAGUCGUAACAACCAACAGACCCAUGACAGCCAACAAAAACUCUCUAGCAAUCAACAACAAUAUCCCAACAACAAUGCUAGCUACCAACAGCAAAACUAUAGCAAUAACCAACAACCGCCAAGCUACAGCAGUGAUUACCAACAGCAGCGAUCACAGUAUUCUAAUUUCCAAGCGACUCAAGCCGCGCAGAAUAGCAGUUCCUCGUCCAGGUCCAACAUGGGCUCGUUUGCUGGUGGUGCCAGUGUGGGUGCGAUAGGAACUGCUCUCGUAGGCUCUCUUCUCACCAGGUCCUCCCGCAGGCACAACGGCUACGGUGGAUCUUACUGCAGACCAAGUGGUAAUCCGUUUGGUGGCAUGGGUGGUGGUCCUAUGUCUCACGGUGGUUCCAUUCUCGGCGCCAUGGCUGCUGUCAUGGUUGCCAUCACAAUUAUCAGGGCGGUUGUGGCGAUUUUGGCAGCGACUACAGUGAUCACCAUGGCCGCCACGACCGCCGUCACAGCCGCCGUCAUGACCGCCAUCAUGGCCGUCACCAUUAAAUGGUUGGCCUUUGGUUUUACCGUAUUCAACCACUAAUCGGUUCCUCUAAUUACCUCCCUAGGUUUUCAGUAAACGUUACAAAAGGGUGUUGAGUU
Messenger RNA from Babjeviella inositovora NRRL Y-12698, 821 nucleotides. Its product is annotated as WW domain-containing protein. Gene Ontology annotation, molecular function: protein binding. Bases 1 to 762 code for a protein of 253 amino acids. Lineage: Eukaryota; Fungi; Ascomycota; Pichiomycetes; Serinales. The transcript is spliced from 4 exons. The record is from RefSeq and is a predicted model, not a curated record.